Gossypium arboreum is the source of this 1674-nucleotide messenger RNA. Its product is annotated as receptor-like protein kinase FERONIA. The coding region runs from base 105 to 1349 and encodes 414 amino acids. Gene Ontology annotation, biological process: protein autophosphorylation. Gene Ontology annotation, molecular function: transmembrane receptor protein tyrosine kinase activity; ATP binding. The transcript has a single exon. NCBI's taxonomy places the organism in Eukaryota, Viridiplantae, Streptophyta, Magnoliopsida, Malvales, Malvaceae. The record is from RefSeq and is a predicted model, not a curated record. Gene Ontology annotation, cellular component: plasmodesma; plasma membrane.
AAAAAUAAAUAGAUGAAAUUGAAGCUAACAACUCUCCAACUCCAAAGUUUGGCUUUGGAAUAAGAUUUAAACUCACUUCUCACUUGUUCAUCUCUUGAUUUCUAAUGAGAACUCCUCCACUUUCCAGCUUUUGUUUCUGUCCAGUAUCUGAAAGCAAAUUAAAGAAGAAGCCGAGCAAGGGAAAAGCUAAAUCAUCACUUCCCCAACAUCUGUGCCGUCGAUUUUCUCUCGACGAAGUCAGAGUUGCCACCAAUAACUUUGACUCCCAGUUGAUUCUUGGUAAAGGUGGCAGUGCAGUUGUAUACAAAGGGUUUUUCGAUGACGGGGCUUCGGUUUUCGCUGUCAAAUACUUUCUGCUCGGAUCCUCACGACAGAAAAUACUUGAGGACUUUCGAAAUGAGGUGCAGCUACUUUGCCAGCUGCGCCACCAACAUAUUGUUUCUCUGAUUGGAUUCUGCGAUGAGGAAGACAAGAUGAUCAUAAUGUACAAUUAUAUGAGCCAGGGGUCACUCUUCGAUCAUCUCCAUGGUACUGGUCAUCACGAUCCCCUCCCAUGGAAGCAAAGGUUAGAGAUUUGCAUUGGGAUAGCUCGUGGAUUACAUUAUCUUCAUGCUGGAGCAAAGCGAGCAGUUAUCCACCGCGACAUCAAGACCAGAAACAUUCUUUUAGAUUACCAAAAGGUUUCCAAGAUUUCGGAUUUCACCUUGUCUAAGAUAGGCCCUUUUAGUUUAUCAAACGCUCCCAUCAGAAUAGAGUUACCCCCUCUGGAUGAAAUUGAAUUGCAAACAAGUCGAACGAGGCUGUUUGGUACUUUGGGUUAUGUGGCUCCUGAGCUUUUCAUGGAUACUACUCUUGUGACAGAGAAAUCAGACGUUUACUCAUUUGGGGUUGUUUUGCUUGAAGUACUUUGCGGUAGAAAAGUAUUAAAGUUUGAUGCAGGGGACCAUAAUCAUUGUCAUAUAAUUUCAUGGGUUAAUGAACACCUAAAGAAUGGAAGAAUUUACCAAAUGACGGAUCCAUAUUUGGAAGGGAAAAUAGCCCCAAGUUGCUUACAGAAAUUCCUGGACAUCGCAUUAAGUUGCGUCCAUGUUGGGGAACAUAAACGACCUGCUCUUGGUGAAGUGGAGGUGACACUAGAGCUUGCUUUGGAGCUCCAAAACAAAGCAGACUCCGAAGUGGAGAGGCAUGGUGAAGUUAUUUCUGAAGAAGUAGUUUUGUCUGCAUCUGCCUUCAAUUUCUCUGACUAUCAGACUGAUGUACUCUGGCCCCAUGGAAGUUAUCGUGUGGAGGAUGCAUUUAGCUGCAAAUAUGAGGAUAUGUUGUCAGACAUUGAAGAGCUGUGCAGAUGAGUUGUUUCUAAACUUUUCUGACUGCUGUCCAUUGAAGAUUUGACACUUCACAAAGGAAAAGCUUCCUUAGUUAAGCAACAGAGACAGAAAUUUGAAUUUAUUUUAUUUUCUACCGUGAUUUAUUUGUCUCUUUGAAAAUAGCUGUUUAAGAGGCAGGUCUUCACGACUUUGAGAAAUAUUUGCAUCAUUUUGGAAUAUGUUGACUGUAUUUCCCAUUUUCAUUACGGUAUUAACAUCAUUCAUUGAAUGUAUUUUUACUAUUGAAAAUAUAAAAAAUUUCGCUUUAAAGUAUUUUAUGUUGGCAUUUUAUUAUUUAUAAAGAUAA